CACAUAUUGACCCAUGUCGUCGUCGACCACUGCUUCCCAGGAGGAGCUCAAGGCCAACAAGGUACCGCUGCAAUGGCGGGACGGGUGCUCUGCCCUCGUCAUUCCCCUGAACAUCUGCCGCAAGAAAACGCUUUAUAUGCCGUGGGAGUGCGAUCAUGAGAGGCACGCGUACGAAAAAUGCCAAUACGACGACUACCUCCGGCGCAUGAAGGCCGCAGCGAAGCUCAAGGCAGAGGCCGCAGAGUCCGCGUGAUGAUCCGUUUCGCACACCGUAUCUACCUCGUCCUGUUCUUCCAUGCCUCUGCCAAUGCCAAAGAAGCGCCAUAUAGACGUUCUAGUUUGCUCUCCCCGGCUGCUUUCUUCGUGACAAGGAAUGAUUCUUCUCGGCGACGCAUGUCUCUUUCCCCGCCUUCGCUAUGCUCGGUCGUCGCGAUGUUCAAAUGCAAGCCACCUUACCAGGUCGCUUCUGGCGUCUUUUUCUCCCUCAGACUUCCGGCCCAUCGCGACAGGGAUGAACUUCAGUGUGCAUGGAACUGUUCGGAUGUGGCUCGAUGGUUCGGCUCAAGCACUGUAGAUGCUAAACUAAGGCGUGGUGGGCUUGCCAUCUGGGAGACCGUCUGGCAAGUAGCUUGAGACCAAUCACGAUAGGUCUUGCAUUUGACACUCUGAACGAGAUGUUGGCACAGGCGGAAGAACACCUUUUCUCAGGUGGCUCUUCUGGCCUGGAUCCAAAGCAAAUGCAACCAUGCCCCGGUAAACCGGUCAUGCAUCUUCCCGCUUUCUUUGAUGUGUAAACUAUUCUCGAUUUCUGUACAAUUCACAUACUACACCAACUUGUUGCUGCUAGCUCUAAAUUUGCCAAUAACGGUCAAUAAGCGGACCGUGACCUGUGACCGUGACAGCUAUCGUUCUCGGCCACGCCGUUUUGGGCAUUACGCGUUCUCCGCCUGCUACGAGAUAAUGCUGCAGAUAUGCAGGGCAGAGGACGGAAGCAUUAUCCAGACCAAUGCUGGGGUCCGGGACAUUGAAAGGAUCGGCAGUGUCGAGCUUUUCAUCCAUCAGGAGACGGGAAUUGAUCAGGAUGCUGUUAUUGCGUAUCUUCCGGACGGGAAGAGGCUGACGAAUAGCAAUCUUCGGGAGUUGAAUGGGUCGCAGACCCAGUCUAUCUUUGUCUUCAACAAGUACUAUCUUGACUUGAAUAUGGACGAAGUGCUUCGUGAACUGUGUUACCAAGCCCCCAUGGCACCUCCGAUUGAAGACGCCAUCUCAGCUACGCCGCCGUUCAGGCCUUCGCAAGUCGCAGCGUCCUACCACCGAACGGCGACGACACACAUGAAUCAUGUCACCCACAUACUGGCCACGCUGCACUGCCAACACGAUGCGUUGCGGGUCGCACUCACCAGUCUCGACAUGCACGUUCUGGCCGUCACUGAAACAUUCGAAGGCGUUUCCGCUAGUGCCCAGGUAGAGCUAAACAAGCAGACCGUACUGCUGGCCGGACUGGAGGCUGAUCUAGAUAUCAUCGGUCGUGUGCGAGUUCACACGGAAUUUGUUUCCCUUGCUGUGAGGAAGGCGAUUGAGGCGGGGGAGAAGCCGAGGACUUUGGGUGACUACGUGUCGGAUAAGAGGAUGAGGCAGGUCGGGAACACUUGCUUGAGAACACAUGAGGAUCUCCAGGAAAUGUUUCGCCAGACGAAACAGGCUGUAUCGCAUCUGCGGAAAGGCGCCGAUGGUGUGCGUGUUCUAGUAAUGGCUGUCAGCCUUCUGGACGAAUCCGAGUUAUGUGCUCAGCGCUCUCAAGAUCUCGUUGAAAAGAUCUCCCGCGGCGCACUCGCACUAGAAGGCCACGUUCCCGAUCCGGAUGGUGUUUUACAAGAGCUCCGCCAACAUGACUUUUCACUCCGCCAGGAACUGCAAUACAUGGCCAACAUCAAGAACUCGUACACUCAAUACUGCAUAGGUGCUCUGCGGACGAUAAGCAUGCUGAACAACGACAUGGUGCAGAUACCGCCCAUGCUUGCCGCGCUACAGACAAGUUUCCGGGGGAGGAACAGCUUCUCGCAUAUCCAGCGAUUGCACAGCAUGCUGUAUGCUUACGGCGCGACUGUGAUUGAGAUCGUAAGGAGGAAGGAGUUUGCACGGUUCUUCUAUCAGCGAGCACAGAGCAUACUGGAGGUCAUGGCCAAACUCUCUGCGACAGAGAAAAAACGGAGGCAGAUGCAUCGUGGCGAAGUGCAUGGUCAAUUGCCGUUCGAGACCAAGGGAAUGAACGAUCCGGUUCCCACGAUCGACUUUUCACCUUCUGGUAGCUUGGAUGCCACGUAUUCUUUAGAGCGAGAAGACAUUGACGGUUUGUUUAAUAUCUUGGACGACAUCGAGAAUGCAUGUUCGGACGAUGCCGUUGCACUCGCUGCCGUACGUGAAAGCCGGGCCGGGCUACACAAGCUAGUGGUGAAGAUGGACAGUUUGGAGGCCGGCUUCGAUCGGAUUGCGGAGCGAUCAUUGCUUUCAGCUUCGCGGCUGUCCUCAUCGCGGCGUCGAUCAACCGAAGCGGAUGAGCAAGCGUUUCAGGAAAUGUCUCAACAGAUUCGAGAAGCCCAAGAGUUCCGAAUGCACCAGGAAGCGGUGCAUCGAGAAGAACGGCUAGGUCUGCAGGGUCAGAUCCAUCAGCUCCACCAAGGACGAGAAAGUCUGGAACGUGAAUUGACCGAGGAGAGGCUAGUUUCGGAUAGUCUAAGGCAUGAGUUGUCCACGAUUCGCGCCGAUCUCGAUGAUGCCAAGGCUCUCGAUGCGAGAAAUUCGGAGAAAAUGGCUGCUCUGCUGGCUGAACAGGCUGCCAACCUGCAAACACUCGAGGAAGCGCGAUCUCGCGGGGAGGACCUCGAGGGGCAGAUCCAAGCUGAGAGGGAGAAGGUUGAACAGGCUCUGAGCGAGGCGGGCCGAGAGAAAGACCGAUUGCUGCGUGCGCAGGCCACAGAACACGACAGGAUUAUCCGCGACCAUUUGGCUGAAGCGGAUGGGGACCGGGCGGUCCUCGAGCGGCAAUUCCAUGAGCUCAAAGCUGUGCAGGAACGGACGCAACGAGAGCUCGACGCAGCGCGCGAAGAGAUUAAGUUCAGUGAACGGGAAGCACGAGAAGCCAAACACGCUGAACGGAUGCUGAGAGAUGAUCUGCGGGCCGGGCGGGCGUCGCAGUCGGACUACGAGCAGAGACUAGAGGACAGUGGCCGGCUGGUUGCUCAGAUGCUCGACGUUGCUCUGGCCUUCCGAGACUCCCAUCUCAAAGCACUGCACGCGACACACCUCAUGGCGAGCCACCCUGGUCGGAGCAGUCUCGGCGAAUCCAUUAGCGUGUUUUCCACUCAGCCAAUGCUGGACGAGCCGCCACCAAUCGAUCCGUCGGACCCAUCGGCCGCUUUAGACGCGCUGCGGGCGUUUGAUCACGACCAUUUCGUGGAAUCGGUCAGCAAAACGGGUGGGGUCAUCCGCAAGUGGCAGAAACAAUGCAAGGAGUAUCGUGAACGGGCAAAGGGCAAGAUCUCAUUCCGGAACUUCGCGAAAGGUGAUUUGGCGUUAUUUUUGCCCACCAGGAACUCGGUUCUGAAGCCCUGGGCGGCGUUCAACGUGUCAUUUCCGCAUUACUUCCUGCAGGCUACUGGGCAUCUCUCAGAUCAGCUCAAGACCAGGGAAUGGAUCGUGGCUAGGAUCACAUCGAUAACGGAGCGAGUGGUCGAUCAUCAUGACCCAACCAGUAACCCUUAUGGCUUGGGUGAUGGGGUCAAGUACUACAUGCUCGAGGUCGAAGACUGGACACAGCAGCAGCCUCAAAGGCGCAAAGGAUCUUCCAGACGGGAAUCUGCGGGACAGCCGACCUCGCUCUUGCUCUCCUCGGACGGAUCGCCACCGGCUCGACUCACUGGGCUUCCGUCUGGACCGCCAGAAGCCCAAGUCGAGGACACGUUCACGCAGACGCACGUGUUUCCGCGGACGAGCUCGUCGCCCCCGGUGAGGCCGUCGUCGCUGUCGCGAUUACUGGCACAGGCGCCCCCCUCGUCAACCUCGCCCCCUGAUGCAGUGGAACCCGGAGAUGGACCCAGUUCGCCACAGACCUCCCCGCCUCCACCUUCUUCGCCAAGUCUUCCGGGGAGCCAUCCAAAGGCCACCAUCCAGGCACAGAGCAGUGCUUCGCCGUUGCGACCCGCAUCUCGACUAUCGAACGCGUCUCGAUUCUCUGUUGGCAUCGUCGGAUCCUCGGCCAAAGCUGCACCGACGACCGCACUGGCUGCGGAGGUCCUCUCGUCGUCCCCAGAUGCUGCAGACACGAAUGCGUUUACCACCCCGUCGCCUGUCGAGUCUGUGACGGACGGGAUCGCAAAUCUCGUGCGGGAUCCUAGGCACAGAAAGAUCUCGUAUCAAGUGCCGCGGUCGUCUCCGCUGGCGCCGAGCACGUCUCAUGAGAUGACUGUCCGGUCGAGCAGCAGCAGCGCGUUCGCGAAUCUCGCGAACAGCUGGGGCGUGGCAUUCGGCCGCAAGAAGAAGAUGGAGUCGGACGAAGACGCUGGGGAGCAACAGCCCAUGAGUGCUGCUUCGGAUCUGUUGAAGAGAUUUUGAGGAGGUCUGAGGAUGUAGACACGGGUCGGUCGGAUGUACUGUGGAUGUGAAUGUAGCUCGUCGACACACGGAUUCUGUCUACCGUCCCGCUGUUUUAGGAUUCGGUUCUCACGUCAGGUCUCCGGUGUUGCUAAAACACGAGAAUCCAGGUACGGUGCGG
Molecule: messenger RNA, 4771 nt
Organism: Mycena citricolor
Lineage: Eukaryota; Fungi; Basidiomycota; Agaricomycetes; Agaricales; Mycenaceae
Source: the annotation of a GenBank genome assembly